UUUACAAAUUUAUUAUUUGAAGACAAAAGAAUUUUGUUAUUUGAAAAAAAAAUAUAUUUAUAGAUAAAUAAUUUUAAUGGAAUAUAAAACAUUUAUAAUAGAGAAUAAUCUCAAACAGAAGCAUCAAUUUAUGGAAAUUUAUUAAAUCGGAUCUAAAAAGAUCUAAAUAAAAAGUAAAUAUAUUUAAUAUAGCAUAGUUAUAUUAAGUAAAAACAUUUUAAAAUAUAAAGGAGAUAAGCACUGCAAUAAAAUAUCUUUAAAGGAAGGGCCUGACAGAUACAUGUCUGUCCCUGACGAACGAUAGAGUGGGGUAGAACGACCUGGGCCUGUUGGACCUUCGCGUCUACAGUCUCUCAGGGGGGGUUGUCGUAUAUCCGUUGGUUAGGCUCGCUUGCGCCCGAGAGUUUACUAUCUUCAAACUCUUCUCAUCGAUACCGUUUGGUGAAAGUCUGCAAUGUCGCGUCACGUCGUUUUCUGCGGCAAAAGUGAAGCGGUGGGACGAUGUUUCUAAAUUUGAAUUUUAUUGAUAAGUGUCCGGCUGCGCUUCACGCGUCCUCCAUGAAAUUGUUGUGUCGUUGAAUCAUCUACCUGAGUUACCUGUGCAUCCAGAUGGCGCGUUCAUCAGAUCGUGAAAACGUUGAGCUUGCAUUCGAAUGCCGUGGCACCGUCAUCGCCCGUUGGAUUACCUGACAAAGAUCUCUGUCUAACCAACUUGAAAUAAUUUUUUAAACAUGAAUAUUUCAAAUAAUUUUUACACAUGAUUAUUUUUAUUAAAAUCAUUUCUUCGUUGACACAAGCUGAAAAACUCUAUUGUGCCGUACUGUCGUGUGUUUUUAUCCGCUUGAUUGCAUAAAUUUUACGUCGAGUGGAAAUAAUUGAUGAAUGAGUUUUCCGCAAGUGAUCGACAAGAGUGUCAAACUUCUGGACUCUUUAACUGGAUUCUCCACGAGAGAUUAAACGUACUUUGAGUUCCGGUGGGGUCGCCGGAAGUAGCUGAGCGUGACGGCGACGGUGCUAACGGAAAAACGUGGGAACCUGCGUCGCGUAGCCGCGCUUCGCCGCUGCUCCAUUAGUUGACGUGCGCUAAACGGCCUCGAGAAUAAUCGUAUUAUACACUUUGCGACAAAUGAUUUUUUAUCACGAGAAAAUCUAUUCUAAGCUGAUAUCGUGCGUGAGCCCCUUGCAUUAGCGAUAAAUAAAGACGAGUACGCAGAAAGAAGGCAAAAAGGAGUACAAGAAGACGAGCGAAAGAGGUAAAAAGGAUAAUAACGAAUGGACGAGAUCAACUUGUUUGUGCUUCUCGGGUGUCUGACGAAUUAAUUGCCUCGUCGGAAGCAUUGCACUCAACGACUAAUUAGAUGAGUGGGAAAAUAUUGCAUCGACUAAAUUACGGAAAUUCACAGGCGAGAACUAGUUUGUAAAAUGUACCGAAGUCUUUUUCGGCCAUGAUUAAUUGGUGCAUUAAAGCAGCGCGCGAAGUUAGUUUAAUUGAAUGUACGUAAUAUCCUCGAGUGGAGUGCGAGUCGAGAGAAAAGGUCCACUCGUAGAACGUACAAAUACCAGAUUCGAAAGUUGAAGCUUGAGCUGGUUCUAGUCUCACAUAUGUCCCUGUCCGUCCAACAUUCACACACAGCUGAAUAAUUUGUAACGAUUCGCGAAAUUGCGGUAUAAAAUAUUUUUGUCAACGAAGCUAUCGUAUUAUUUAUGGGAAACGACGGAUUUAAAAAGGAUGAAGAGCAAAGCAAUUUAAAGAAAAGUACGAUUGGAAUUUGUGCGAUACUCUUUGUUACGACAGACGUAUUGAGGACGCAGGCAGUCAUCGUUUAAAAAUAACAGACAGUGAUCGUAAGGUAUCAUCACGUAAGACGUAGCUGACGACUGCAUUGUUCAGCUCUGGCGUGCAGCGGAGUACGCGGUUGUUCUCCACCGUUGUUCGCGAGGUGUUUGCGACGUCUGUGCGACCAGCGGCAGCAGGCUUGAAAGAAAAGGGAGUGAGGUAGUCGGAGAGAGGAAAGACUUAACCGCGAGACCAGAAACGGAGAGAGAGACUGAUCGGAAUCCCACUCUUCUAGGUGGAAUCUCUGACGUCAGCCUGGAGCAAGUCGUAUGACCAGUUCGGGACGCUCGCUGGUAAAAAGAGACGAAGAAAAAGAGGAAGCGGAGGAAGAGUAGGAGAAAGAGGAGAAGGCAACAGCCUCCUCUCUCACGUCUAUCUGGCUACGUUUUUACCGGCCGGCUCUUGGGAGCAUCUCUCGUGCCGCCACGUCCUAUACGCAUCGUGACAUCCAUCACCAGUAGUAGCGCUUGCCCCUACCUCUCUCUCUCUCUCUCUCUCUCUCUCUCUGCGUCUCUCUCCCUCCGUCUUUUCGCGGCAUCCAUUCAGUGGCCGUUGUGCCAGACUAAAAUUACCCUGGUCGGCUACGAUCUACGCGCGAGCGGAGUGCUAGCUCCAGCGCGGAGCGUUUCGGAGCUGGUCGCGCGCGGUCUGCGAGGCGUACGUACCUGAUGUACGAAUGGUUGUGAGACAUCGAGUGUGCGAACGGAUAUCGCGUAAGACCGGACCAAUCUCGAUUUUGUGACAGGGUGCUUGAUUGAGUGCCUCCUCCGCGCUGCGCCGGUCCCCUCAACGUCACUCUUGAGUGGGAAGUGAUCUACAUGGAAUGUCAUUCGAAAGGAUUCAUGAAUAAUAUAGGAGAAUUUUUAGAGUCUACAUCGUAAUAAAGUGGAAGAGAUUAAAAAGUCACCUGCUAACGUAUUGAAACUCAACGCAACAUUUCCAAGAGUAGUGCUUCUAUCUUUUAAAAUUUCGAUGAGGUGUUUGUGCAUGUUUGAAAAGUAACUUCGUCGCUUUCUCUCUCUGCCCUCCUGUACGAGAGAUAAGUGCGCAACGUAAAAGUCACACCUAUGUCGCCGAGCAUGGAUAUCAUUGGACGUCAGUGACAUCGCGUAUGGUGUAUCAAAGGAUACGUGGAACUGCCAACAAUCCGUUGUAUUUGGAUACUUGACGCGAGUGGUACUGCUCGUCGCGAAAACAUCGCCGUCCAAGAGAAAUGGGAAACCACCCGUCCGCCCACCAGCCACUCGAGAAGGCUACCAGCCAUGCUGGAAAUGGUCUUCGUCUCUCGAAGCGAGAGAGGUCGCCGGGGAGAAGAAUGGAUCGGCUUCGACGAAGCUUCCGGGACAGCUUCCGCCGGCGGAAAGACCCUCAUGUGCCCGAGUCUAGCAAGCCUCACCAGUGGCAAGCGGAUGAAAGUGCAGUGCGUUCAGCUACAUGCGCUUUUAACGUUAAGUACCUGGGAUGUGUUGAGGUCUUUGAAUCGAGGGGUAUGCAGGUUUGCGAGGAGGCCCUUAAAGUUCUCCGAAACUCAAGACGAAGACCGGUGAGAGCGAUACUUCACGUAUCCGGGGACGGAUUGCGUGUUGUCGAGGACGAAACGAAAGGGUUAAUUGUCGAUCAGACAAUUGAAAAGGUGUCUUUCUGCGCGCCCGAUAGAAAUCACGAGAAGGGAUUCAGUUACAUCUGUAGGGAUGGUACGACGAGGCGGUGGAUGUGCCACGGAUUUUUAGCAUUAAAAGAAUCGGGAGAAAGAUUGAGCCAUGCAGUGGGCUGUGCUUUCGCCGCAUGUCUGGAAAGGAAACAACGACGGGACAAAGAAUGUGGAGUUACAAUGACUUUUGAUUCGAAGACUUCCAUCUUUACGAGAAGCGGUAGCUUUAGGCAACCUAAUCUCGCGGAGCGGUUGCAAGAAGCACAUGAUCGUGCAGCAGAAAUUCCUCCGGUCAGGCAGGUGUACAAUCCCUUUGCGAUCGAGAGGCCACACGCUACUUUAUCUAUGCUGGAGCGGCAAGGUUCCUUCAGAGGUUUUUCACAGCUAAGUCAAGCAUCCCCAUUUAAAAGGCAACUCAGUCUACGAGUCAACGAUCUUCCUAGUACCCUAGAACGCACACGUAGUCACAGUCUCGAGCCAACGGAUUUGGCGCGAAUGCCUUCAGCUCAUUUGCACAAUGUACCUUCGAAACCUCCAGAAUUCGAAGGAUAUGACGAAGUGAGUCCAAUACCGGAAAUAUUUCCUGGUGAUCAUGACAGUGUCUCUGCAAUGUGUCAGCAGCUUUCUCAAGGGCUUUCUCUACUCUCGAGCAGCGAUGACUUCGGACCAAUGCCGUCGUCUCAGCCUGCCACGAGCUCCGUCGCUAAGCAGCUUUUCACCAGUACCAUUAAUAACUCUCCUCCAGUCACGAGUAGCAACUCGUUGGACGAGAUGAAACUGCAGAAUGGUCCCAAUAUCAAUAACAACGAUAACAACGACAAGAACGAAGAGCUCAGUAAUCUGAAUCAUGUCGGAUCCAGUUGGCAAGAGUCAGCAUCUCCCGUUCUUGCGUCAAAUCAUAGGCUCACGCCUCUCCUUAAGACGAGCAACAUGAGUCCCGUUCUUCCAAGGACGAACGCGCCCACUCCGGUCGUUAUGAGCACACCGUCUGUUUCCUCUAGUGUAGUUGCCUAUGGCACGCCGCCGUCAGCAGCAAGUCCUGCUUUCAGCACGGCUUCUACGUCCUCUUUAGGAAAUACGUCUACGCCGGCCAUGAGCAGAUCACCGAUCCCAAUGAAUUCCGUGAUAACUCCAAAAACAACUUCUCCUAGUACCAGCAUAGCAUCUGUUUCCUCGGCAAUCUCGACUGACGUCGCUCAAGUCUCAUCGUCAACUGGAAUUCCGACGGCUUUAGUGCAACCGCUUUCCACGGCAGCUGGUUUACCAAAACCAGAACAAUGGCUGGGUAGCAUAACUGGCUCUGUGCCGUCACCGGCGCAGCAGGCAACAGUUAGUCCUCGGAGAGCGCCUCCUCUUCAUACGAGAGCGCAUUCACUCGGCUCGGCUGCUAUGAGUCUGACUUCCAGAGGACCUUCUGAUCCUUUCGACGUUGAAUGGGCGGAAAUCGCUUCCAGAAAUAUGCAGCAGUCGACCACAACAAAUCCCUUUAUUAUGCCGAACGCGACGCAGGCGUUCCAAGUUCAGUUAUAGCGUCAGGAGUUCAUUAACAAUGUCGCCAAGUAUUUCCACUCAAGCACAUAGCGGCUACACGUUCGCCCGCGCUCUGAUCUUGCACACGAUCGAAAGUAUUACACGUGAGCUGCGUGUUCUCCAAUCGAUCACAAACGCCGUCAAGUUUCCGGUUGGGUAGUAGCGGUAUACGACAUGCCAUUAAAAAGUUUCUGAACUGAAGUUACGAGGUGUGAACCAGCGAUAGUACGAGAAUGCGCUCUCAGAACAUGAACUAGUCUCAUGAGUCAAUAUAUUAGUGACACGAUGUUGCAAUUAUUGAGUGUUCUGUUCGCGUUUUUAUUCGGCGCUCCAAAUGCCUGUCUGCGAUCGCGAUGAUGAUAGAAAAUUGAAGUAACGUUCGUGUAAAUUUAAAAACUAAAAAUACUUCCAAAAACCAUCAAAUGUUUCAAGUCUUUGGGGACAAAGCAGUAGGAAUAAUAUACUUCCUAAGUGGCACAGAUGUUUUAAACGGAGAGAAAUCGCUCGAAGAACAAGAAACGUUUGGGACAAUAAUUCAAUAACAAGCUCAACUCCUAAAAAUGUUCAAGAAAUCAAGCAAUCGUUUUUCCGCGAUUUUCACGAACGGAUUGAUUGAUAUAAUGAUCGGUUUACAAUGAUAGGAAAUAUUUGGUGGAUUUUGGAGAUGUUUUACACAAAAUUUGAUGCAUGCGCCUUGCUCCAAUUUUGUAUUUAUUGCAGUCGCAAAUGAGCACCUAGAUUGUCGAGUAAAAGUGCAAACAGUGUUAUGCUCAACAAUUGCAGCACUAUGUUACUUGGUAUACUAAUUCAUAAAAUUGCGAUUCCUACCUUAUAUAAGGAUUCUACUUCAUUUUAGUACUACUGCUGGUUCUCAUUUUGCAGCAACAGUUUGAAAACUUUUUCAUUGCAUCUCGUAAGUUUACCACGCUAGACCCUUCGAGAAGCUGGACCGAAGGAGCGCGAUGAUUCUUUUUGUUGAAUCAGCGCUUAGUAGCAACGAUGGUAGCAGCGAACUGAACCAGCACAAAGAUAUGAGCGUAAAAUAUACUUAAUAGAUAGAUAAGUAUAUGCGCGCACAGCCUUAACGACCUCAGUAAGAAUAAAAGUAAAUCACGCAUUAUAUGCAUAAGCAGAUGCCCAGGUGAUGUGACGGGGGACACAAAGUUUCACGCACGAUAAUAACAGGCUACAUCUCGUCAGCCGAUUAAGUAGAAGCAAUAGAAGUCGCGAAAUACGCGUAUAAGCGGAGUUUCCCGACAGUACGGAUAAUAUCUUACACUUAAAUGUCUAUAACGCGAUAUCGUAACUGGAUAUCCUAAUUAUCUUGAGUAGAGUUAGGCUCGAACCGAGCGAUUAUCGUCGUUCUGCAUGAAAAACGAAAUUGUACGCACUCAAGAUUACGCUGCACCCUUACUGUUAUUUUUUUCAAAGAAAAAAGGGAAAAGUAUAUAGGAUAGUUGCCACUUCGUGGUCGUAUCAUGACCUGAAUCACGAAGUGAGGUGACCGCACACCUUCCACAGGAAGGGAACAUGCAUUUCCGACAAGCUUGCCCGGCUCAGACAAGCAUGGAUAGACACAUUCUAUCGAACGUAGAACGUGGUAGAGGAUAGGAGGUUAACAUCCGCGGGAGACUGUGAUAUUGACGUGAAGUGGCCAGUACUUAAGCGGACAGGGUCGAACGGAUUAUGAAGUAUCGUGAGAAACUUGCUCAAAGUCAUCGCGCCGCGUGGUAAUACAGAUUGAGUGAUUGUGAGUUCGGGUACCACAGACUCUAUCGUCCCGUAGCCGGCAAAGAAAAACACCCCAUAAAUUAGCUUAAGAUUAGCUGUUAAAGACUAGCGGAGAUAUGUCUUACACUAUCGUUGUCUAUUAUACAUACGAUCGUGUCGCAUUUAUCAUGAGGACCGAGGAGCGGGUAUGACGAAGCGCGUAGAAAUUCUCGCACGAGGAUAAUGCUCGCGAAAUUAAAUAAUUUUCCUCGAGAGAGUCUAGACGGUGCUUCCGCUCUGUUAAUAAUAGUUGCGAAAAUCGCUUGUCGAGCCGAUCCUCGAGUGUGAGUUACAUAUCUACGACCUGAUUGCGCUCGGCUACGUACAUCGUAGCGAGCGAAGGAGUUUCCUCAGUCCCGUGUAGUAAUUGAUAGUAUCCCGUGAGAUAUCAGUAUUGCGCCUCGCAGCUUUCUGUCUUUCAAGUUAACCGCUGCACUUUCGGUUUUUCGAAACGGAUCGAGGGUAAACGUCGAGGAAGGCCAAGGGAGAUAUUACAACAGGGAUAACUGAGGCGUGUGUGUAUGCAUUGUACAUAGAUUAGUUAUUUAAAACGUAUCUUGAUAGUAUGGAGAGUGUGGAAAAAUUGUGAAGAGAGCGUGUGUCAUUCAUUAAGCCGGCGACUCAGCAAUGAGGCGAGAGGAAUUCUUCAAUCGAAGCGAAUAAUCGAAGUAACUAUAGUAGCAUUUUAUAAUUUUAUAAAUCAUAUAAGAGACGAUGAUGCUACGACUUUGCAUCAUAUAAGACAGAUCUGCUUAAUUGUAAAUUAUAAAUUAAACAUUAUAAAUUGUAAAUUGUAAAUUAUAAGUUAUGUAAAUUAUACGUUUGGUGAUGGUCCUGAUUCUUGCUUUAUUUUUAAGAUUAAUAGAUUGUCAUGCGUAGUAAUUUUAAUAUAUAAAUACGUAAAUAUGUGUAAAUAUACUUUCGCAAUAUUAUAAAUUUAUUCACGCAGCAUCGUUUUGGUCGCGCGAUUUCGUUAACGCCAUUAAAUCGUAUUGGACGUCAUUUAUUUAGUCACAUCGAAGCAUGUAUCAAUAUUUUUCCACACAGAUAGAACGUUAAAGUAUUAUUGCUUCGAUUGUAAUAGACUAAAUCGGAUAAUCGAUGAAAACGAAAUUGCCAUUGGCAAUUGUAGAGCGAAUGAUACGAUUUUCACGAUGGAAAAAGUCACCGUCGUCAUUGCGAGUUGUUCGGCAAAAAUGGACUUGGUUUUUCGAGCCACCUUCCGUCCGUCCCGAAAAUCAAAAGGAGGAACAAUGUUAAGCGAAGAAAGUUAAACGAAUAAUUGUAAAGCAGCACAGGGAGCGAUCGCUUAGGUACUUAUUGUGGUACUUAUGAACAUGUCGUUUAAUCAAUGUACUUAAAUAUUAACACACGUAGAUCGUUGUUAGCGAGACCGUUGCUAAUCGACACACAUUGUCGAUGUCUUCUUCUUUAUAUUCGUCUUUGUAACUUUUAUCGUUUUUAUUUUCUUCGGACUGACAUUUCUUCCGUUUUUUCCAUUCAUUUUUCGUACAUUUCCCGAGGGAGCGUGCGAGAAAGAAACAUGUACAUAACGCAGUAUAACAAUUCGUUAUAACAUUAUCACGUUUACGUACUUAUUGUUUUCUUUUUAUGUUUCAUAGUCGAUGUACGUUAACUUACAAGAUUUAUUUGACUAGGAUCGAGGAGAAGCGAUAGCGGCGUCUUGGCUGGUCUCUGCAUCUACGACGUCUGUAAUUUAUUCGGAAUUGCGGAAUACUUUUUUGUAAUUUUUUAAUUGAUAUGCGAUCGAUGGCUCUCGUUUCUGUUAGACGUCUUUUUCUUCUCGUCACCGAGAAGCGCGGGGAUUAGCCAAGACGCGUUCCGGUGUCUCGUUUGACUGAUGCAGGCGAGUGCAUUUAGAGAAACGGAUAACAGUGGCAUACAUAUACACAUAUACACGUAUAUACACGUACUUAGAAAGAGAGAGAGAAAGAGAGAGAGAAAAAGAGAGACGCCGGGACAGGGAUAUAGGCGAAUAGAUGCACCGCGUGCCAAAUUCAAAAGUGCAACCGCGUUGCCUGCCAGUUGGAUGGUACACAUCGCGCACGCUUACGUGGUUGUGUUGUACAUAGUAUCGCCGGUCGAUUCCUGGAUCAACAUGCGACUUAUGCGUGUAUAUUUCGUAAAGGUAUCCUUGUUCAUUUUACAUUGUAUCUGCCACUGUAAAAAUACGGUUUAUUAUAUAAUAUCUGUUGUGAUUAUGAA
Messenger RNA from Solenopsis invicta (red fire ant), 9014 nucleotides. RefSeq names its product protein numb (gene numb). The coding region runs from base 3051 to 5018 and encodes 655 amino acids. The transcript is spliced from 10 exons. The record is from RefSeq and is a predicted model, not a curated record. NCBI's taxonomy places the organism in Eukaryota, Metazoa, Arthropoda, Insecta, Hymenoptera, Formicidae.